Pieris napi is the source of this 1109-nucleotide messenger RNA. It is a transcript of the gene GOBP2, whose product is annotated as general odorant-binding protein 2-like. Gene Ontology annotation, molecular function: odorant binding. The record is from RefSeq and is a predicted model, not a curated record. Lineage: Eukaryota; Metazoa; Arthropoda; Insecta; Lepidoptera; Pieridae. The transcript is spliced from 3 exons. Bases 36 to 527 code for a protein of 163 amino acids.
GAUGGUUCGCCAUUGUGCAAGAAAUAGUCGCUAGAAUGGGUUCGAAGUGGGUUUGUUUGAUAGCUAUUGCGAUGGUACUACACUCGAAUCCUGUCAAAGGUACAGCAGAAGUCAUGAGCCACGUGACUGCACAUUUCGGGAAAGCGUUAGAUGAAUGCCGAGAAGAGUCAGGACUAACAGUGGAUAUACUGGAGGGAUUCCAGAAUUUCUGGAGAGAAGAUUUCGAUGUUGUACAUAGAGAGCUGGGUUGUGCUCUGAUUUGUAUGUCUAAUAAAUUCACACUUAUGCAGGAAGAUGCCAGAAUGCAUCACAUUAAUAUGCACGAUUAUAUUAAGAGUUUUCCGCAAGGUGAAUUACUUUCAACAAAAAUGGUUGAUUUAAUGCAUAAUUGUGAGAAGCAAUUUGACGAUAUCGAAGACGACUGUACUCGUGUGGUUAAGGUGGCUGCUUGUUUCAAGAUGGACGCGAAAAAAGAAGGCAUCGCACCUGAGGUUACAAUGAUAGAGGCGGUUUUGGAAAAGUAUUAAUUAUAUAUAAACGCUCUGAUAUUGUACAUAAACACUUGAAAAUUAGAAAGUGAAAAAACAAAACACUAGCGCGUUUGUUUUGUGAUUGGUUUAAGGGAAAUGCUGGUUGUAUCGCGUUUAUGAAUGUUGUUAGUCCAUACUAUUGACUUAUAACAAUCAGACGCAAUGCAACAUUUUAUCGUCUUUAGUUUUACCAUAAGAUUCACCGUUACAUAAUAAUAAAUCAAUUUCUAGUUAUUUAUAUACGUAGUAGACAAACGGGCUUACUUGAUGUUAAGUGAUAGUGCCACCCAUGGAAACUCUCAAUCCCAGAGCUAUGCUAAUUAAAACACGACAUUAACUUAAGUACUUUGCUUAAGUGUCAGGUGAAGCAACGAUUAUUCAAUAUAAUUACUGACCACUACUAAGACGCUAAUAAAUACGGCAUUUAAAUUGUGUAGGUUUUAGCAAAGUAAUGAUUGUGCACAGUUUUAAUAAUCUUAUUAUAGAAAGGAACCUAAUAUAUUGAUCUAAGUUACUAAGUAAUUUAUUUAUCACGACCUACGCUUGUAUCACGGACUUGAAAUUAAAUGUAUAUUCCGA